This is a messenger RNA of Vigna radiata var. radiata (mung bean), 1052 nucleotides long. RefSeq lists its product as uncharacterized. The coding region runs from base 64 to 660 and encodes 198 amino acids. The transcript has 5 exons. The record is from RefSeq and is a predicted model, not a curated record. NCBI's taxonomy places the organism in Eukaryota, Viridiplantae, Streptophyta, Magnoliopsida, Fabales, Fabaceae.
UCAGAAUAUAUUAGAGAAUAAACUGCUAUAUAUAACAAAGGUUUUUUCUCUUUCUCUCUGUCCAUGGCUGCUAUGCAUGAUGAUGGUGAAGUGGGUUUUGAAGAAGGAAUGCUCUGGUUACCCUCUCAUGUUCUGGACGAGGCAUGCGGCACCAAGGAAUGUAUGAGAAACCGAUACCCAAAUGUCCAAAACCAUCACCAAAUGCGUCAACUUGAUCCUCAGAAAUCACCUGGAGAACCAAAAUGGCAGUAUACAAAAUCUACCUCAAGAUCUUUGUAUACAAGGCCAAAAGUUGCCAAUGGUGGACCAGGAAUGCGAGUUAUUUUCUUGGGAUCCACGCAAAGAUCCUGUGGCACUGGCGUAUUCUUACCACAAGGAGCAGGCACAAACUUCCAACCAAGCCAAAGGCCAGCUUGUGCUCCUGUCAUCCUUCCAGCACGAGUUGUUCAAGCUCUAAAUCUUAAUGUGCAUGCAUUAGGUGUGCAAGUUUCACCACAGCAAGUUCAGAGAUAUAACCCUUUAAUAUGCAGAGAGGCAUGCAACAAGAACUCACUAGAAAAGAGAAGUGAUCAGAAAGAUACGUCCAAGCAAUGUAGUUUUAUUUCUCAGAAACGAAGUUCUUCUCCAGAGAUAUUUCUCCCAAAGGAUUGGACUUAUUAGCUGACUUUUCAUUUGCAAAAAGAGCAGUUGAAUUUGAGAAGCAGACAAAUUGGAGCUAGCAAAAGAUUGUGCAUAUAAAUAAUAACAAAAUGCAUGAAAUCAUGCAUAAUGCAGAAAGUGGAAUGGUUUAAAACUUUAAUUUUUGUUGCUGGUUGCUCUGUUAGAUUUGUUGAUCAUGUGUUGAUUUGAAAUAAUAGCAUCCCAAGUCUCACGAGGGUGAUGUUUGUAAUUGCAUUCUUCAGUAUUAAUAUAAGUUUAAGUCGUAGCAUUAUAUUUAAUGGAUUAAUGGAUGUGAAUAGUAUUAAAAUGUUUAUAUUGAUUUCAGAAGUAUAUUUUGUUUCCUUUUUCACCCUUUUUUUAAGGGUAUCUGAUCUUCAACUUGAAAGAGUAAA